AUGGAUCGUUACACCUUUGUUUUCCGGGACCAAGGCAUCCCAAGUGCCGGCGAGGCGCCCUACUCGCUCUCGGCCAGCAACGAGCUGAUCCUCACGGGGUGUGAUGUGCAGGUGGUGAUGCUCGGGCACCGCUGCGACAACAACCAGGACAUACUUGGCAGAUGCAUGUCCUUAUGCACCAUGGACUUCGGUGAAGAGCCCGAAGUCAGCAACAUCACCCGCCGAGGGCGGCGCCGGAGCACCAACGGCAAGUAUUGCCACUGCACGGGCUGCUGCCGGACACACAUCUCCCAGGACUCAACAGGCGGCAUGCCCAAGCAAUUGAGCAUGCGUCCCCUCGUGGAGAAGAGCUGGUUCGCCGAGUCAUCGCAGCCCGCGCUGGCGUUUGUCGCCACGGAGGGGUGGUUCGAUAACCUGGGUUUCUCCGGCAAGCUGGACCCCGUCCAUAAGCAGCCACCGGCCAUUGAGGUGCAGGAGGUGCCCAUCAUUCUACAGUGGGAGGUCAUGUCCGAUAAACCCAACUGUAAUACAUCCGGCAAUAUCUGCAAGAAGCACAGCCGCUGCAAGGAAGGGGACAGAGGCUAUACAUGCCACUGCAAAGAUGGCUAUGACGGCAAUCCCUACACCAACGACGACCAAGGAAGCAAAGUUGUAGUGGGCCUUGCCACUGCAGUGGGCCUCAUUAUUUGUGUUCUCCUUGGACACUUUGCCACCAAAAAAGUUAAACAUAGAAGGGCACUCAUGUUGAAACGGAAGUUCUUUGAGCAAACCUUAGAAGAGCUAGAGAAGGCAACAAACAAUUUUGAUAAAGCCCGUGAGCUUGGUGGUGGAGGGCAUGGUAUAGUCUAUAAAGGUAUUUUGUCAGACCUCCAUGUCGUAGCCAUCAAAAAACCAAACAAGGAGAUUGAUGAGUUUAUUAAUGAGGUUGCUAUCCUAUCACAAAUCAACCAUAGAAAUGUGGUAAAGCUCUAUGGUUGUUGCCUUGAAACAGAAGUACCAAUGUUAGUCUAUGAAUUCAUAUCCAACGGAACCCUUUAUGAUCAUCUUCACAUCGAUGGACCAAGAUCGUUGUCAUGGGAACAUAGGCUACGGAUCGCAAUUGAAACCGCCAAAUCUGUAGCUUAUCUUCACUCAACAGCUUUAGUACCCAUCAUUCAUAGGGAUGUGAAGUCAGUUAACGUGCUUUUGGAUGACACUCUAACAGCAAAGGUAGCAGACUUUGGAGCUUCAAGAUACAUUUCGGUUGAGAAAUCAGGGUUAACAACAGUGGUUCAAGGUACAAUAGGAUAUUUAGAUCCUAUGUAUUUCUACACGGGGCGGCUAACAGAGAAAAGUGAUGUCUACAACUAUGGUGUCAUGCUCGUAGAACUGCUGACUAGGAAGAAACCAUCUUCAUACUUGUCUUCCGAUGGGGAGGGCCUAGUUGCACAUUUUGUCACCUUGUUUGAAGAGGGAAAUUUGUCAGAUAUUUUAGAUCCACAAGUUACAGACGAGGGGGGCAAAGAAGUUGGAGAAUCCAUUGCACUUGCAAUAGCAUGCAUAAAACUAAGAGGAGAAGACCGUCCGGAUAUGAGGCAAGUGGAGUUGACGUUGGAAGGCCUUCGACCAAUAGUGGAGCACAGUUUGGCUGACGAAGCUGAGAUAGAUAGUAUUGUGACAAAUUCUCCUCUGGCCAUAGAUGGAAGAAGCAACGAGGGAUCGUCCAGAUAAUACAGUAUGGAGAGCUGACCAUACCUUCUAGGUAUCCUCAAUAGCAUUGCUUAAUCACAUGCAAGUUUGCCGUAGUUGCACUCACCAUGGGCAUUCACGGCAUUUGAUCUUUUGUUUCUUGUGUUGAUGUAGUUAGAAUGCCAUGUAAA
Molecule: messenger RNA, 1859 nt
Organism: Triticum dicoccoides
Lineage: Eukaryota; Viridiplantae; Streptophyta; Magnoliopsida; Poales; Poaceae
Product: putative wall-associated receptor kinase-like 16
Exons: 3
Coding region: 1-1710 (569 amino acids)
Biological process (GO): protein phosphorylation; cell surface receptor signaling pathway
Cellular component (GO): plasma membrane
Molecular function (GO): ATP binding; protein serine/threonine kinase activity
Source: RefSeq, a predicted model, not a curated record